Eucalyptus grandis is the source of this 582-nucleotide messenger RNA. RefSeq names its product snakin-2. NCBI's taxonomy places the organism in Eukaryota, Viridiplantae, Streptophyta, Magnoliopsida, Myrtales, Myrtaceae. Bases 81 to 386 code for a protein of 101 amino acids. The transcript is spliced from 3 exons. The record is from RefSeq and is a predicted model, not a curated record.
UCCCUCUCGCUAUAUAUAUGACCACCCUUAUCUCUCAUUUCCUCACAAAACACCGAGCUUUACUGCAAAUAUAAGCAGCCAUGGCCAUCUCCAAGGUCUCGAUCACCUCUAUCCUCCUUUGCCUCCUCCUCCUCAAUCUCGCCGAAGCCACCGAUCAGACGGAGAGCACAAAGGCCGCCGCGAGCCCUACUUCAGGCAAAAUCGACUGCGAUGCGGCCUGCGCCGCCCGGUGCCAGCUGGCGUCGAGGCAGCGGCUCUGCCACAGGGCAUGCGGAACAUGCUGCGCGCGGUGCAACUGUGUCCCUCCGGGUACUUCCGGCAACCGUGAUGUCUGUCCUUGCUACGCCACCAUGACCACGCACGGCGGCCGACUUAAGUGCCCAUGAGACUAAACCUUUCCUAAAUUCCUAUACGUACCGUUUGCCUCCCUAGUUCUUGCUAUGUGCGUCGUCGUUUCUAUUGAGAGAGUUCUGUACAGUGUUUAUGAAAAUGCAUCGCAAAUAAGUUGAAGGUUUCAGUAAUGAAGUGUUGUAUACAUGAACAUUUUCCCAAUAUAGUCUUGUAAUUUGAAAUCCUUAUUUU